Messenger RNA from Spirometra erinaceieuropaei, 4837 nucleotides. The record is from the annotation of a GenBank genome assembly. NCBI's taxonomy places the organism in Eukaryota, Metazoa, Platyhelminthes, Cestoda, Diphyllobothriidea, Diphyllobothriidae.
CCAAUGCAGUCUGACUCUCAGUCCGCCAGUCGGAAACUCAACACACAAACAUACGCUGGGGUGACUGCGGGUUUGAGUUGAAUUAUCAGUUGGCCACCCCCCAAGCCACGACUUCUUGCUCGGUGUGAUAGGUUCGGUGUGAUCGCCUCCAGAUUUGUGAAGACCGACCGUUGAUUAGUCCUAUCGCCUCAGAAAUGCCACUUUUGCCGUUCCUUCUGCUGCCGUGAGUACCAGAAGUGUCCAUGAUGUCAACGUUUGGCCUGCUCUCUGCCCAUAUGGUUUUGUUCGAUAGAUGAUGGAUCCCCGGUAGCUUGCAAACCUUUGGCACAAUCGAAAGCAUAGCUUGCAUUCCAAAAUAUACAGUUCUUUUUUGGGAGUUAAAGAUAGGGGAAUAUCGAUGACUCGCCCUCGGUGCGGGGAUGUUUCCCUCCCAAUGUUUGGAAUCGAGCAGCUCCAUUUGGUUGCCUUUGACAGGAUUUGCUAUCCACACCGAUCUCGAGCCCCCUACUAGGUGAGCUAAGAAACAGCCGAGUUAUUCAACUGGGCUUUUCGCCACGGAUGCAAUGACGAGGUUUGGUCUUGUUAUUUAAUUUUACACACUUGAAUCCUUCCCUGGUAAAAUGAAUGUAGUAGCGAACGCUUUCAGUGAAUAGCCGGUUCUGUUGAUCGGGCUCCAGCUUAUGUUGUCGUUUGCCCCUUACAAAGCCUCCAUACCACCAAUAAAUUCGGAUAUCAAGAGUGGAGUUCCAACCCUUCACGAGAUGACCAGACGAAUUGAGCUUUCUUGACGAGUGUUCAUUAUGGGACACCAACCUACUCUUUCCACCUUGAAGACGAGUCUCACUUUAAGGUCAGUUUCGCAUGUAUGUAAGGGCCAGCACUCAUAUGGCACGUGUGAACUUGGAUCUGGCCUCACUACUUUCGCACCCGUCUCUAGCCGUUCAAAUGCUACUUUGCUAUUGUAACAGGGCAUAUGUGAGAGAAAGUAACUACUACGCUUGUCUCGCUCAUUUAACAUCGCGUCCUCCGGAAUCGAGCUGAUUUUCGUCGUCUGCGACGGUCGAACCAUGACAGUCCAUGCUCUCACUGGCAUGCAGCCCAUGAUAUUAAGAGGUCAUUUAGCCAUAGAGGUGUCAUAGCGAGUAGUCACUGUUUUUUUCAGUUCUUGGACUCAGCCUCUCUGUCCAUCGGUUUGACGCACAGCAUAGAGAUUUCAAUAGUAAAAUGUAGAGUCUGCUUUGAGUUCCUGCUUUCUGGGUACCCAUCCUGAUCAUAUACAAUCAGACGCGCAAUUAACGGCCUUCAACCACCAAAAUACACUUAACACCUGACAUCAGUGACAGCAGCCCAAUACUUUUAACCAGUUGUUCAUACUAUGAGCGGUGCUUCCGACGCCACCUUCACCUGUAGAAGCAUGUACACUGAUAACCUUUUGAUGUUCACGAAUGACUUCUACCCCAAACCCCCUAUUCUUCCUUCGGGAAAAAGAAACCAUUUAUAGCAAUUUAUUCCUCUAGUGCCCGUGGCUCAAACCUGCAUAUAAAUGGAUAUUGUGACUGGAUUCACACACGCCGACCCCUGCUGCCGACUUCAUCCCCAUCCCCUACUACUAUUGUAUUCCUGGGCGUGCUCCCGCUGUUCCACCUCCACACAGAGUAAUAGUCAUUAGCUACCACCUCCUACCCAACAAAUAUGACGAACCUAGUCUUGAGGCGUGCUUUCAGUUCAUUGAGCCACGCUAGUUCCACUAUGUGUGUAUACCGCCCUUCUUAGGACAAUUGUUCAUAACUCACGGAGUCAACCCUACCGGUGCCUGGUCAACUCAUUCGUGAGCUCACUCUAGUUUGGUUUGUGUCAACUUUUCUCAGGAUUUCCCAUUGAUUUGAUUCUUUCCUGAAUGGGAUUUGCGAUUUUUUCUGAUGACUGACCGGUUCCGCUUCCAUCAGUUGGAACCACCACAGAGUUGACACGUCAGGCCAAUCAUCCCAGGCUCAUUCCAGGUUAGCUGGAGUCCAAUCCCGUUUGUUUUGUAGCUUUCUUCAUCCACUGUGGAGCCCGUUAUGCUGUUAACUCUUUUAUAUUGUUUCCUUUCAAAAAUUUGUUGACCCCGAAGGUGUUCUUUCGAAUACGACAAAUUUCUUUCGAUAAAUCAGCCUUUGGAGAUAUUUGUCAUUCUCGUUUCAGUCAUCUUCCCUUCUCUAGCGCACGUAUCCGCUGCAAAAGCCCUAUCGGUUUCUUAUUGUCUACUCCACAGGGUCACAGCUACCGUGGCGUCAGUUUCCGCGUGGAUCGUGUGCUCAUAAACGUGACCGAGAGGGACUGCCGACCCGUACCCAUUCCCUAUCGGCGUCCAGUAGAACGGAAUGCCGGAGCAAACCUGCCGCCGACGCCCUCUGCCCUGCCCCGUACGAUCCAGUUGCGACCUGAAGGAAGGGAUUUGCCACCACUGGAGCGUGGAUCCUACGCAAUCCACAAUCCCUUCUGUUCAGAGAAUGUCGAUGUAACCAACUUCCUGAACCUUAAUUCCUACGUCAACCACGAUGACUUCUGCCUGGCCUACGUAUUCACCUACCGGGACUUUUCCGGUGGCACUCUCGGCCUGGCCUGGGUUGCUGAGCCCGGUGGCUCUGGAGGCAUUUGCGAAAAACAUCGUCUCAUGCGGGAGGGCAGCCAGACAGUCCGCAAGAGUUUAAACACCGGGGUUGUCACCCUGCUUAAUUACGGAACUCGUGUGAGCUGGUGUACCUCUUUUUUGCGCUUAACUUAUUUUUUUGCACGGCUCCUUUCUGCUCCCUGUUUGGUUGAGUUGUCAUUCGGGGAAGAACAAAGGAGCAACAUCAAUGGGAUAGUUUGCAUAAAAAGUUCCAACUGGAUGGUUGAAUUCUACUCAAUCAGCCGGGUAAACAGACCCCAACAGGACGAGCGUGGAUUCCUACUUUACGUUUUUUCGUUGUUUACUCUGCUGACUAUAGCGACCACAUUGUGGUCACUGCUUGGAAUGGCUCACAAAAAUAGGUAAAGUACAGUAGAUGCGCUGUCUCAUAAAAUGACAACCGGAAUUCUGAAAUGUGUUUUCGACUCAACAGAUUGCAUAUGUGGGUUUGUUAUAUUAGUCAUUAUACAACAUGAUCCCGUGUAAUUUCGGUCACGUCAGCAUCUCGGCUUUUAAACAAGCUUCUUUCUGGCUGCCUGCAAAAAUUGCACCCUGUAAAAAAUGACUACCUGGGUACGGAUUUAAUAUCAAAUCAUAUCUUUUCCUAAUGUUAUACUAAAAGAAAGGUUAUCUUUCAGUUUUAAGUUCCUAAUUAUGAAGUCCUUUAACACCGCAUGAAAUCACACAGAUUUGCAAAGCUGACUUUGUAAAAUCGAUAAAACAUCUGGUUUUCCAAAAAUAACCAAUUUUCUUACACCUUGCUUCAUCUGAUUUACGUGCUGGAAAAAACCAAUUUUAAGGUGUGGUAAGCUCCAUUUCCUUAAAACUGUCGAGUUUAGAUUACUCUCUCCUCGUAGAACAACAUACGCAGAUGUGCAGACUUGGUCUGGGAUAGUUAUUAGCAUAGGAAACUGCCGGUACUACACGGUAACAUAGAUUUCCGCUCAAAUUUGCAAACAUAAGCCCACUAUCUAUGCAAAAAGGACAUUUUUCGGAAGAGACUAGGCGAAUAAGUAAAACGCGCAGCACUUUUUUACUCAUAGCUGAUCACCCCAAUCUCCGUUAUCAUGUUUCAUAAGUUAGGGCACAUACUGUCUAUGUGUUGGGUUAGCCGUGCAUUUGAAGAAGUAUGCUUUGGUAGUGUCAUUGAUCUGCCGUUUGUGACCAUUGGGCUACAGCGUGUUUCGCCUCUCCGAAGGCAUGGCGCAGACAGGACUGCAUUUAUUCGCAAUUAGGCGAUUGUUGCCCAACCUUGAACUUUGCCUCCUGUUUCUAGCCUUACUGAGCGCUUUCGUUUGCAGUUCGACGUUUGCAGGUCCAAACGACCAGCUUGUUUUUCGUCCCCCUCUCCAUCGUUAAUUGCGUCUUUUGGCCACACUAAUUUAACAUGUGAUGAACCUUGAUGAACCUAGAUCUAACGGUAUGAAGAGCACUAGCCAAAAGUCGAAGAAGUGCGUAGUUUUGGCGCUGGACUGGAGCCAUUGUCUAAUUCAAGUGGGUUUACGGGAUGAACAAUUUAAUCCUGCUUGAGUGCAACCCAGCCGUUUUUACUGAAGGCUCUGCCCUCUCACCAAAUAGGUAUCCAUGAAGAUCUCCCAACUCACGUUUGCCCACGAAAUGGGCCACAAUCUCGGUGCCAAGCACGACGACGAUUUCAAAGAGGACUUUCCUUCCUGUCUGCCCUCCGUCGAUGAUCCGAAGGGCAAUUACAUCAUGUUUGCCAGUGCAACAGGUGGGGACAAGGAGAAUAACAAUAAAUUCUCAAACUGCUCCCUGAACUCGAUUGCACGCCUUCUCACCCACGUGUUAAAGGUCAGUCUUUUCCCGCUUUAUAUCUCCCUACACUAUAUUUUCUCUUGUAUUAAUGAUCAGCCCUCUUUAGCAUUUCGUUGCCUCUAGCAUGUGUGUGUAUCCUGUUUUCUGCUUUCACAAACCCUCCCUCUUUCCCUCCCUUUCCUAAUUCCCGUCUUGAUGGCUCAGAGUGAGUCCAACUGUUUCCUGACCUCAAACGGCUCCUUUUGCGGCAACCGACUGACGGAGGAUGGAGAGCAGUGCGACUGUGGUUACACGCGCGACGACUGCGAUGAUGUGUGCUGCCAUCCAAAGGAAUCCACCACGCCCUGCAACCUCACUAAGUCUAUCACAGUGGACAACACUACUCUGAAGGUAUACCUGGUCCUGUGA